UGCCGCUCUGCGACAGCCUCAUGAUCUGGCUGCAGACAUUCAAUACUUCCUCACCUUGUCAAGAUGUCAAACAGCUGACUAAUGGAGUUGCCAUGGCACAAGUUCUUCAUCAGAUUGAUAUGGCUUGGUUCAACGAAUCUUGGUUAAGCCGAAUUAAAGAGGAUGUUGGGGACAACUGGAGAAUAAAGGCUAGUAAUUUAAAGAAGGUCCUUCAAAGAAUUGUGAGUUAUUACCAUGAGUUUUUAGGGCAGCAGAUUUCUGAAGCACUUAUCCCUGAUUUAAACCAAAUAACUGAAUGUUCGGAUUCUGUGGAGCUUGGGAGGUUGCUCCAGCUUAUUUUAGGUUGUGCGGUCAACUGUGAAAAGAAGCAAGAACAUAUCCAAAAUAUAAUGACACUGGAAGAGUCUGUUCAGCAUGUGGUCAUGACUGCUAUUCAAGAGUUGAUGAGUAAAGAAAUAGUGAGCUCUCCUACAAAUGAUGCUGUUGGAGAAUUAGAGCAACAACUUAAGAAGGUGUUGGAAGAACUUCAGGAAGCACUUGCAGAAAAAGAAGAGCUCAGGCAGAGAUGCCAGGAACUAGAUCUGCAGGUGACUACACUUCAAGAUGAAAAGAAUUCACUGGUUUCUGAGAAUGAGAUGAUGAAUGAAAAACUUGACCAGAUGGAUGGCUCUUUUGAUGAUCCAAAUACAGUGGUUGCAAAAAAGUAUUUUCAUGCACAGUUACAACUAGAACAAUUACAGGAAGAAAACUUCAGGCUUGAAGCUGCAAAAGAUGAUUAUCGUGUUCACUGUGAAGAACUUGAAAAGCAGCUGAUUGAAUUUCAGCAUAGAAAUGAUGAAUUGACUAGUCUUGCUGAAGAAACAAGAGCUCUGAAAGAUGAAAUAGAUGUUCUUAGGGCUACCUCUGAUAAAGCAAAUAAACUGGAGUCAACAGUUGAGAUAUAUCGUCAGAAGCUACAAGACCUGAAUGACCUUCGCAAGCAGGUGAAAACUUUACAGGAAACGAACAUGAUGUAUAUGCAUAAUACAGUCAGCUUAGAAGAAGAAUUAAAGAAGGCAAAUGCAGCACGUACACAAUUAGAAACAUACAAAAGGCAGGUUCAGGAUCUUCACAUUAAACUUUCCUCUGAAUCCAAAAGGGCGGACACGCUAGCAUUUGAAAUGAAGCGGCUUGAAGAAAAACAUGAAGCUUUACUUAAAGAAAAAGAGAGAUUAAUAGAGCAGCGUGAUACUCUGAAAGAAACAAAUGAAGAGCUUCGAUGUUCACAAGUACAACAAGAUCAUCUAAACCAAACAGAUGCAUCUGCUACAAAAAGUUAUGAGAAUCUUGCUGCUGAGAUUAUGCCAGUGGAAUAUAGGGAAGUGUUUAUUCGACUGCAACAUGAAAAUAAGAUGCUUCGCUUACAGCAGGAAGGUACUGAGAAUGAACGUAUCGAAGAACUUCAGGAGCAGCUAGAACAGAAGCACCGCAAGAUGAAUGAGUUGGAAACUGAGCAAAGGCUGAGCAAAGAGCGCAUCCGAGAAUUGCAGCAGCAGAUUGAGGACCUCCAGAAGUCUUUACAGGAACAAGACUCCAAGUCUGAAGGCGAAAGCUCCAGCAAAUUAAAGCAGAAGUUGGAAGCUCAUAUGGAAAAACUAACAGAGGUCCAUGAAGAAUUACAGAAGAAACAAGAGCUCAUUGAAGAUCUUCAGCCAGAUAUAAAUCAAAAUGCACAAAAGAUCAGUGAACUUGAAGCUGCUCUUCAGAAGAAAGAUGAAGAUAUGAAAGCGAUGGAGGAAAGAUAUAAAAUGUACUUAGAGAAAGCUCGAAAUGUAAUAAAAACAUUAGAUCCCAAAUUAAAUCCAGCAUCAGCUGAAAUAAUGCUACUUAGAAAGCAGUUGGCAGAGAAAGAGAGAAGAAUUGAGAUUCUGGAGAGUGAAUGUAAAGUAGCAAAAUUCCGUGAUUAUGAAGAAAAACUCAUUGUGUCUGCCUGGUAUAAUAAGAGCCUAGCAUUCCAGAAACUGGGGAUGGAAUCUAGACUUGUGAGCGGCAGUGGUGCUUGCAAAGACGCUGGUGCAUGUACUCCUGCACGGUCUUUCUUAGCACAGCAACGGCACAUCACCAACACCAGAAGAAAUCUCUCUGUUAAAGUUCCUGCUACAACAUCUGAUUAAACUGCAAAA
Molecule: messenger RNA, 2162 nt
Organism: Galeopterus variegatus (Sunda flying lemur)
Lineage: Eukaryota; Metazoa; Chordata; Mammalia; Dermoptera; Cynocephalidae
Gene: HOOK1
Product: hook microtubule-tethering protein 1
Exons: 22
Coding region: 21-2153 (710 amino acids)
Biological process (GO): cytoplasmic microtubule organization; cytoskeleton-dependent intracellular transport
Cellular component (GO): cytoplasm; centrosome
Molecular function (GO): microtubule binding; dynein light intermediate chain binding
Source: RefSeq, a predicted model, not a curated record